CACAAAGGAAAACCAAGAUGGCUGCACAUUCAGGAGGAGUAGAUUGGGCUGCGAUUUUAAAGCCCUUUUUAAGCAGUUCAAGUGAAAAUAUCGGUAAAAAUGAUACGCUCAAUUUGGUGAAGACGAUCAUCCAAAGUGAAAAUGAAAUUCUGGAUCACGAUGCCGGCCACAAGCAGUUCUUCGACAGCUUUGUCGUGCUGGCAGCUGAAAAUCUCACCAACCAGGUCACGUCACUAUCUCAAACACAACUGCCUCAAAUUGUGGAGGCAGCAGCCGUUCUUAUUCGAUACAUCCUACAACACCUGGACACGCAGGCACCGAAUAAACCCAGCAUUCUGCUGAUGGCGCUGAAGGUGCUCUGUGAAGGACGCAAGGAUUCCGAACAUCCGACGAGCGGCACAUCCGCUUCGUCGAUCAUUCCCGCAUCCGGGAUGAAGUAUCUCAAGUAUCCGGAAAUGCACGGCAAAUCGCCCUCAGUAGGCAGCGUUGGCAGUCCUUCCGGUGUGGUUGUCAGUUCCGGAGGAAGUAGCUCGGAGAAGGAAAGCCCCAAAAGCGAAAUGAAGCGAUCGCGGUCGGAUUUGUCCACCGUAAUUUUGCAACAACUUACGACACCGCUUGGUGCCGGCGUGUUUACAUUUGCGACACUCAGCGAAGAGCAGAUCGAUUGUACUGAUCUCUUCAUAAAAUCUAAUAUUCAAUGUUUACAAGCUGCCAACGGAGGCGAUUUACUAUUCAAAUGGUGCACCAAUUCGCUAACGACACUGGCAAAGUACCGUGCCAAGUAUGAGGAAUGUACCGUGCAAGGAAAACCAUUGUAUCUACCAAUUACGACUGUGGAGGCAGGUGCCGUCAAGGCAAACCUCUCCCAAAUCGAAUCAGACAUCUCUAACCUUUUGCUCGCGGGUUCGCUUCCACUUGUCGAAUCGCUGACGCCGACAAAGAUUACACUUCUGUCACAAUGCGCCAUGUCCGCUCUUUACUGUGCAGUACUGACUUCGACGGCCAACAGCGUACUAGCCAUGGCCGCCAGUGGAUCACAGAAAAGUGCUUCAUCCACCCAGCUCCAGCAGAAGGAGCAACAGUCAUCCAGCGCCCAGAAGGAAAGUGACGAGGAGGAAGACUACGCCCGAAUGAUAGUAGAUCGGGCGCUUGAAAUAUUCACUAAAAUUGGAAGCAUUUUAAAAAGUUCCACUCGAACUCACAUCUAUCAGAACCACGUCUGUAUGGGAGCCUGGCUAUUGAUAUCCGCAAUACAAGGAACGAUGGGUGCAUCCGGUAAUCCCAGUGGAAGUACUAUUCAGCAAACGGCUUCGGUCAAAACUUCCGAGGAAAGUAUGAAAGGAAGAAGCCCAUUGAAAACAUUGGACGUUCCGCAGAUGGCCUCCACGGCAGCUCCAACACCUGCUCUGAGAGUAAAUCUAUUCAAAGUUCAGCAAGGAUUCGGGGUCCUCAAUGCGGCGAUUGCUCGUCAUAGCAUUACUCUGCUGACCGAGCUAAUCGAUGACCUCAAGAUUGAUUCCCGCUCGGAUGAUGAGGAGUAUAGCAGCAUCGAGUCGGCUGGUUUUGACAUCCUCGGACAGUAUUCAUCUAUCCAACGGGUUGUCCGGGUGCUUAACAGUGCCACGCUACAGCAGCUUAUGACCUUCCUAGCGACCGUAUCCUACAGAAAAGCAUGCACGCUGCGUAGAAUCAACACCAAGAACACAAAUGAGGGCGAACCCAUGAGCUACAGCGAUUCGACAACAUACUACAACGAUACAUUCUCCUGCUCGGAAGAAAGUGAACCGGAAGAGGAGGACAGCGAUAGUUAUCUAGGGCUUUGGUUCAAAGAAACACUUUCACCGGAAGCUAACGAGGAAAUGACAGAGUCCCAAGAGCAGGAUAAGAAAGACGAGAAACGUCACGGAAGCAACCUGGUCCCGGCCAAGGACGAACCGCACGAAUAUCUUAAUUUGAGCUCGUUGAUUUUCAACUUUUUUGAUGCAUCCCUUGGAGGACAACACGUCUAUCUGAAUCGUUACGUUAGAACCGGCCUCAGCGAGCAACAGAUGGUUCUCCUCGCCAACAUCCUUCGUGAUUUGGAUCGUGAUUCAGCGCGUGGCGAACCGGAAAAUUCCGGAUGUCUUCAGUGGCAAAAUUCUAUGGUCAAAUUCUCCGGAUCCGUGGGGCGCUAUCUGCACAAUUUGAUUUCCAAUACUCUGCUGAAUGAGUCACUGCAAUCGGCAUUGCUGCUGCACCUAGGAGUUUCUCCGUGGACACAAGAUUCCAACAUAUGGCCCCUCCAAGUGUACUCCAGAACACUGGCCGUACUCGUGCAGAUUCUACUGUUGAAACCUUCACAGGAAAAAGAAGCCGCUUGUCUGUCAGUUUGGCACCGUUUGGUCAACACUCUUGUGGAAGGCGUCUGCUCGAAUCAAACGAUCCCGAACGAGUCGGAAAUAGAGGAUCUCAACGUUGAGCACGCUCAACUCCUGCUAUUCCUGUUCCAUUCGCUCAACCUAAUGCAGAAGAAAUCGAUCCUGCUCCUGACGGCCGGCGGUGUCAUCCGGUGCUCCGAGGUAUGCCGCACGGUUACUCCGGAAAAGCCGCUACGUGACCAUCAAAUCAUGCUCCUAUCCAGAUUGCUACUAUUUCUGGAAUACCUCAUGAAGCACCUGUACAACCCUCCAAACGUUUUGCUGGAGCAGGUCCGUUGGAAUCUAUUCAGCGUGUUCACACUGGACUCCGAACAGAAGAUUGCUGAUCUUAUCAACUACAAAACCAAAAUGAUGUCGUUCUGUCGCAAGGAUAUCGAAGACAAACAUCGGAAGCUGGUAAACGAAUAUAGCGUUGGAGGUGUCAAACCGAAGUUCUACUCGUUGACCACAGUCGAUACCAAGAUUCAGCAGGAGUUCAAACUAGAUGGUCUGGCAUGGAAUUUUAUCCUGUGCACACCGGACAAGCUCAAGUAUCCAUGGCUAAUCGAUGCACUUAUCGACAUUCUUAGUAUCACGGACAUGUGCUUGGCGAAGAUCCCCUUCCAAACGCUCUGCGCGGUUCACUACUGCUUCAGUCUAUGCUGGAAGCUAUUGCUCGGACUGCCACCCUCAACGCAACACGUAGAAGCACUUAUGCAGGAAAAGGUACCCAAUUUGCAUUCGCUGCUGUGGUCGAUCCGCUGUCUGCAUCCGAUCACCCACUCGCACUAUUUGAUUGUGAACAGUUUGGUCAAGCAGGGCAUGUACACACAAUCGGCAGAAGCACUGUGGAACCGCCUAACGGAUCACGUAUCGGACGUGAAAUAUAGCUUGAAGCUGACGGUGAUGGGACUGGACUCUUUUGUCAGUUCAUUUGCUCCAGAUCAGCCUCGAUUGUCCAAAAUCAUCCUUUUGGACGGGUUAGUGUCCCAUAUAUAUGCCAUUUGUUGGGCUGAAAAGGAAGGUGUCAACAUAAAAACCAAAUCGACCACCAACAGCAGCAGUUCGUCAAGUAGCAGCACCAGCAGCAGCAGCUCAACUAGCAGCAACAGCAGUUCAACUUCGACUAGCUCCAACGCUAGUGACUCUAGCGUGACCAGCGGCGGACAGCAACAACUCACCGUCAACACAGGAACUCCUGCUACUGCCGAUGCAUCAACCACCACCGGUCCAGGCUUGGAAACGGUCAAGAUGGCAUCGCGAAAUGAUCUUACUCGUAAUCUGAUGUCCAAGCUGAUGGAAGUACUGGAGAUUGUGAAGGAGGCGACCUAUAAAACCAUGUUCCAAAAUUUGAGCGGGCAGAUUCCAUCCUCACUAAUCGAGCCGCUGAUCGCAAUCUGUGGUUCAAAGAACACUUUUUGUCAGGACUUGUCGACCCAGCUGGUCGCAUUGAUCACCGGCCAAGAUAAGGACGUAAUCUCGGUAGAAUGGCGCAAGAACCUGUCCAUAGCAAGCGAGGAUAACUUUACCAGCGGAUCGUUCCCGGUAGAAGUGCACACUUUGACCGUAAUAGAUGGUCACCUGACGGAAACAUCAAAGCACUUGACCUACUCGAUUCUGUUGUCUCUGAAGCACGCACUCAAAUCGUGCAUCAAUCUCAUCUACUACAUGCUACCGAACUAUGACGACAAGCAACUCGAUGACGAACUGAAGGAAAUACUGAUUCCGAUGAUUUUCGAUCUUCGAGCAGAAUACCUGUACGAUGUGGUUAACAAGUGCCUGGAAUCACUUCUGGGUGGUGACUCAAACUCGGAAACCUACCAACUGUUGGCGUACUCGAACAUUCUUCGCCACAGUUAUCAGUUCCUGAUCGAAUAUUCCGAACUAUCUGCCCAAGGACAAACGGUAAACAUAGACGAAACUGUCCUUCACAACAUUAUCAAAUUCUGGGAAUCCAUGCUGGACAAAACCAUCGGACUGAAAGCUAUGCGUGAAUUCUUCUACGAAAGCAAGAAGGGUAAUCUGGUUCAGAUCCUACUUUCUUUCACCGGAACCAGCCUUUCGCAAAAGUAUUCCACUAAAGUCCUCCAAUUCUUUGAGAAGCUGUUCGCCGCUUCCGAAAAACUCGAUGCCCAAUUCGACGAAGAAGAAGUGUGCAACUGUAUCAGCGAGUUGGUAAAUGCCGAUGCGGCAAAACUGAAGAGUUGGCUGAGCCACAUUCUGCUCGGUCCUAGGGGAGCUAGUUUGACCGCCGGAGGUUCGAAUGCAUCGAGCAACGUCCCUACGCCUACUAACAUGGCGACCGUCUCGGCAAUUCCCAGCAUUACAGAUCAGUUGGCUGUUUCGGCCACUUCGGACAACAACACCGGCAACAAUGCAUCCGUAGGAGGCGAUCCGGAUGCGAUGGACAUCGAUUACGAGUGUAUGGCAAUGCCAUGGCAAAGGGAGAAUAGUCGUACCGGAAAUGAUACCGUGGAUGAAGCUUUGGAGAAAAAUGGAAAACUACUGCAGGCGUUGGUGAAGUAUAUUGUAGCGGAGAACAGAAUUGCUCCGUCAGUUUCGGAAGCCCUCUUCCAGGCGUUGAUUCAGAUUGGGCAUAAUCUGUUGUGCCCUGUUCAGGAAGCCAUCGAAUUUGCUGAUCUGUUGCAAGUGAUGAUCACACUAGCUGAUGCUGGGAAAGGCCGCGGUCAUGCUAUGCUGUUUACUGCGGCUAUCGAUUGGUUGGAGAUUUCCAAGAACCAGGUCCUGGAAGGUAAAACGGGCAGGAGUGGAUCGAAGGCUGCGGUUCAAUUGGAAAAUGUGACUGCAAUUUUGAAGUACAUGAGCGACUUGUUACUCGGUUUGGGAGCGAACGGAAGCCGUUCGAUUAAUCCUCCGUGGGACGAAGAGUCGCCACUGGACGCUGAAGACAUUCUAGAUGAUUUGGGAGGUGAUGAUGAUGAUAGUGCAGUAGAAGAUUCCGACGAAGAUAGCCUCAGCAAUAAGCUGUGCACAUUCUCGAUCACCCAGAAAGACUUCAUGAACCAACAUUGGUACUAUUGUCAUACAUGCAAGAUGGUCGACGGCGUUGGAGUAUGUUCGGUUUGUGCCCGAGUAUGCCAUAAGAACCACGAUAUCAGUUAUGCCAAGUAUGGAAACUUCUUCUGUGACUGUGGUGCAAAGGAAGACGGAUCUUGUCAAGCACUGUCACGCCGCAGCAAUUCUGGACACGGUGAAGAUUCGAUCUUGGGAUCCGCUUUGCCAAGAUCGUCCGAAGCAGAUUCGGUGUUGUUGACGAGCUCCCUGAGACGUAGAGCUUCCAGUCCCACUAGUCAACUGAAUCAAUCCGGAAACAGUCAAAUGUCGGAAAAGGAACAACUGCUUGCAAAGAUUAUUGAAAGCUCCAAGGAAGCCUUGAGUAGCCCGGAUCAAUGGAAGGUCGUUGUACGUUGCAUUUUGACUUUCUUCAACUCUCUGAUGCCCAGUAUUAAAGAUCACUGCGCCAAAUAUUCUACGGUAGGCUGCCAUCUCCGUGCCCGCAACGCACUGGAACGUCUACAUCAACCAGAAAAAUCCUACUCAUUCAGUGAUCAGAUAAUGGUCGCCACCCUGGGUUCACAGGAAGGAGCAUUCGAGAAUGUCCGUAUGAACUUCUCCGGCGAACAAGGGCAAACCAUAAAACAACUGUUGUCCUCGAAUCUAGUUCGUCGCGUUGCACUUUGCUGUUUGGCCUCACCGCAUGGCAAACGCCAACAACUGGCUGUUUCGCACGAGAAAGGCAAAGUAACCAUCCUGCAACUAUCCGCCCUGUUGAAGCAAGCGGAUGCAGCCAAGAAAAAGCUGACCCUCACGAGACUAGCUUCAGCGCCGAUUCCGUGCACCGUUCUGUCGCUAGCGUCCAAUCCCGCCAAUGAAGAUUUCCUCGCAGUUUGCGGUUUAAAAGAAUGUCAUAUCUUAACGUUUACCAGCACCGGAACUACCAACGAACACAUUGUUCUGACACCGCAACUUGAAACCGGAAACUUUAUCAAACGAGCCAUUUGGCUACCCUGCUCGCAGACCAAACUGGCCCUGGUGACAGCAGAUUUCGUCAAGAUCUACGAUCUAGCGGAGGAUAGCUACAGCCCACAGUACUAUUUCCUGGUCCCAAGUGGCAAAAUUAGGGAUUGUACCUUCGUCCAUCAGGAAGACACCUACUACAUGUUGAUCAUGUCGUCGCACGGGUAUAUCUACACCCAACCGCUUAGCGACGAGAGUCUUGCCAAACAUGGUCCAUUCUACGUCACCAGCACUUUAGAACUCGACCAUCCCUCCAUCACUGACGAUAACGGUCAAAUCCUGGCUGGAGGUGUAUCGAUCUACUAUUCCCACGUACUGCAGAUGCUCUUCUUCAGUUACGUAGCCGGACGCAACUUUAUGGCUCCAUUGGCCAACGUAAACCAAGGUGUCAAGUGUGUCAUCAACCUUAUUUGCAAUCCUGCAUCGAAGGUAUUCUCCAAGUCCUUAACUCAGCCACUCUGCCAAUGGACAGAAAUUCCCGGACAUCCGGGUCUCAUUUGCGCCAUGAUGCAGAACCUUAACAAUCCCGUCAUAUUCAUGAUCAAGCCGGACGGUUAUGUUGCUCAGGAAAUCAAAGCGCAGAAUGCAAAGGCCAAGAUCAUGGACAUGGUGGCCAUUCGUCAUUCGGUGUCCGGUGUGGAAAAGACAACGUUAAUUCUGCUCUGCGAGGAUGGUAGUCUGCGCAUUUAUGCAGCUCACCCGGAGAACACCGGCUACUGGUUGUCGCCGGAGAUUCAACCAAUCGGACACCAAUUCCAGACGGGAGCCUGUUCAAAAUCUCGCAAGUCGAAAAAAUCCAGUAAGCAGAGUAGUGGCGGCCAAGUGACCGGUAAGAGUGGCAGCGGAUCAGCCCCGACGUUCCCGAUCGAUUUCUUCGAACAUUGCACCCUGAUGAACGAGGUCGAGUAUGGAGGAAACGACCUGUUGCAAAUCUACAACACUCAACAUCUGAAGCAUCGGCUCAAUUCGACCGGACUGUACGUUACAUCGACGCGGGCCAAUGGAUUCACGCUCGACGUUAUCAACAAUGAUCCUAAUAUGGUCAUAACGGGUAUCCGCAUUUCGAUCGGCUCACAAGACAUCAGCAAGGCUCCACAAAACGUCACUAUCCUCGGUCGGGUCGUACCUACCGUGGCAACACGUGCACGCUGGUUCGAUAUUCCACUGACCCGGGAAGAGAGUCUUCAGAGUGACAAAAAGCUGAGCAUUCUGUUUGGACCAUCACAGGAUGCCGAAAAUAUCACCAUCCUAGACAGUAUCAAGAUCUAUGGCAAAACGAAAGACGUCUUCGGUUGGCCGGAAGAGUCGGAAGACGGAGGAUCUUCGCAGUUGAACUCAGCCACCCAGACCCCAGGUCAGAUGGCUAGCUCUCUGAAUGGUGCGGACAAUGGAGACGGUAAUGGAGGUUCGGGAAUGAUGAUCACCCCACUGGAUAAAAUGGUCUCCACAAUGCUACAAGUGCUGGACAGUGGAUUGUCCCUGCUGGGUGGACCAAACAGUGAAGAUAACUGCAAACAGACUGCGGUCGAUGUGUCCACCUCGUUGGUUCUCUUUCCAACGUCCAACAUGGUUCAACUGGACGCUCGCAACGUGCUAGUCACUUGCCACCCAAGCAAGACAGCUUAUCAUGCUUAUAAGGAUAAGGAGAUUCUUGCCGAUAUCAACGCUCAGUUGAAAAAGAUGGCCGAUGCGAGAGACUACAAGUUUAUUGAUCCGGAAGCAUUCUACCGAGUGGUUCUGAUGACACGUGGCAUCGCCAUCCAGCGACCCCAAGCCCUAACCAAGAUCUGUUCCGAGAAUCAGUUCCCAAUCUUGCAACAGCUGAUGCAACUGAUGAAAGAUUUGUACAAAAUCACACCGGCUUACGAAGAACCUCUCGCAAUCGUAAAGCAAGGUCUAUCGCAUGUGGAAGCUGUCGUCUACUCGCUGGUGGAAAUCAUCUAUGCAUUUGCGCUUUCCGAUAGCGAAAUGAUUGAAUCGAUGGCCAAAUUCUUCGUUGAACUGCUCCUUGAUCCUGCACCGAUCAUCAGCCACAGUGCAAAACAGGCGAUGAUUCGUCUUCUCCGGCCGAAAAUCCGUCGGCGUAAGGUUCUCAUCGAAAGCCCUCCUGUCUGCUCAACCCCAACCCCAUCGACUGUGACUUCGGUUUUGGUUGGACCGUCCACCUCGUCCGGUCCAUCCUCUUCAACUGGAGGUGUCGGUGGAGCGGCAGUUUCUGCUGCAGCAGCUAUUGCUGCUGGGGGAUCUGCUGGAAAUGAAGACUUUGCUGGUGCAAUGCAGGAAGUGGACGCCAUAGAAUCGCUUGGAUUGGAACCAUCCGGUGGAAAUCAGGCCUUGGCAUCGUUGGAAGCUCUUCUGGGAGUUGGUUUCCCACAUUUGUUGGAAGCACAAGACACAGAUGACGAAGCCAUUAUGGAGAUUGCCAUUGCAUUGAGCUUGCAGGACAACGAGACGGAUCUAGCUGCUUUGCAACAGAGCAUCGCACAGUACCAGGGCAGAAAUCGCAAUCAAGCUCAAGGUUUACCUGCGGCCAUUGCAGGUGGUUCAUCGUUCAACGUUGAAUCGAACACAUCCGGUGGUGGCUCUGAUGAUGACGAAAUAUCCAACGUAGCUACCGAGGGAUCUACUUUGAGGACAUCUCCUGCCGGUGAGCAUCCCGGAAGUGGAAGUGGUGGCUCAGAAAGUGGAUGUAGUGGAGUUGAGAGCAUUGGCGGAACAUCAGGAAGAAGCUCAACCUACGAAGAACAACCCAAUCCUUCACCUCCGAGAACUUCUGGAGUUGACCAAAUUCCGCCCCAACCGGUGGCUCCUCCUGAAACCGAAGAAGCUGGAGGUGAGAAUGCUUGCAAGUUGCACAUCCUGAGAUACUCGAUCCUAAACAAACUGGUCGACAACUUUAUUACGCUGGACACAGUCAACGGCUCACAAUGUAUUCCGUUCAUGCAAGUUAUUCUAAUGCUAACUUCGGAUUUGGACGGAAGUCAGGAAGCUGACCAGCAGGUUAUGAACCGGUUGUUGCAGGCACUGAUCGAUCGUUUGGAGAUUCCGACGACCAAAACCUACCAGAUGUCGGGCCGUACAUCGAAAACUGAAGUUCAACUAAUCAUCCUUCGCCUGGUUGGGGUCCUCAUGGGUAAGGUGAAGUCAAAAUCAUCGUCAUCGUCAGCUGCCAUUGGAUCCGCCGUGAGCCAAACCGUUCUGGACAAUGCUACGUUUGUAGCUCAAGCAACGGCCAACGCACUUAUGAAGAACAAUGCGAUCCCUUACUGUCUGAUGAUAAUGGAGUCGUUCCUCCCUCACUGGAAGAACGUUGCCAACAAUGAGGAGCUUUUAUCUGGAACCAGUUCUGCCAAUACAACCACGGGUCCAGUUAUAACUACACCUGGUGGAGCUCCUACCAAUAGUCUGCUGAAGGCAACUUUGUACGGACUCUCUCCGGAUAUGCAGCCCUUCUUUGCCCGUCAGUACGUCAAGGGUUGCACUGACGUGUUCGAAUUGUAUCCGCAGGUUCUUACAGAAAUGGCAGUUCGUUUACCCUACCAGAUUCUCAAACUGUCAUCGGGUCAUCCAUCGUCUCACGAUUGGUACCAUUUGCUGUGUGAGUACAUGACCAACACCCUCUGUGAGUACAUGAUGUACAUGCAGUCUCCUGUUCUACGCCGCCAAGUCCGCAAGCUGCUGUUGUACAUCUGCGGGAACAAGGAAAAAUAUCGUCAACUGCGCGAUUUACACUCCCUGGACACCCACAUGAAGGCCGUGAAGGAAUGUUGUGAUGGCAGUGCUCCACCAAUUUCAUCCAUAGGCUCAAGCACCAGCGCUAUUUUGAGCUACGAUGCGCUCGUAGAGCUGACCGAACACUUCCGAGCCUGUCAGGAGAUUGCCUCGAUUCGCACCGGAAAUUGGCAAAAGUUCUGCGUUCGAAAUUCAGAUAUUCUACCAUCGCUGUUGAACAUCAGCUGCUGCCAGCUAGAGGAGGGUGUUUCUUCGAUCAUCCUACAACUUCUGCAAUCAGCGAUUUGCAAUACCCAAGGCAGCAAGCAGGAUUCUGGAUCAGCUUCAUCGACGAGCAUGAAAAUAUCAGUGCUGAAAGAACGCAAGGAUCGCGACAAGUCAGAGGAAUCGGAUACGGCAACGGAAUCCAAGUUCGAUCCGGCGCAAUGCGUUGCUCUGGUGACUCAAAUCUUCAACCAAGUGCCGUUCCAUAAUCUGACCAAAUUCAUUCGUAGCUUCUUGCUGGAAACAAAUUCCACCGCUAUCCGUUGGCAAGCUCAUAGCUUAGUUUAUGCUUUCUACGAGAACAGCAACGAAGCGAACAAAGAACUUCUACUGCAAUGCUUGUGGGGACUGUGGCCAUUGUUGCCGGCAUAUGGAAAACGGACUGCUCAGUUUGUGGAUCUACUCGGAUUCCUCACCCUCAACACUAAAUCCUUGAGCGACAAGCUGCCGGACUACACUGCGCAAGCCGUUUCCGUACUUCGUCAACAAAACGAACUACUUUCCAAACAUCCUAAUGCUCCGAUCUACACAGCGCUUGGCCACGUUCUUGAAUUGGAAGGCUUCUAUCUGGAAUCGGAACCGUGUCUGGUUUGCAAUAAUCCUGAAGUUCCUUUCUCAAACAUCAAACUGUCAACGAUCAAGGUCGAUUCUAAAUUUACAACCACUACGACGAUUGUCAAGCUGGUCCAAAGCCACACAAUCUCGAAGAUUAUUCUCCGUAUUGCCGACCUGAAGCGAGCCAAGAUGGUACGUACAAUCAACAUCUACUACAAUAACCGCACGGUCCAAGCCGUGGUGGAGCUCAAAAAUCGUCCCUCGAUGUGGCACAAGGCUCGUAAGGUGACUCUCCAGUCCGGCCAGACGGAUGUCAAGAUUGAUUUCUCUCUGCCGAUAACAGCGUGCAACUUGAUGAUUGAGUACGCCGAUUUCUACGAAACAGUGAGCGGAUCCAGCGAGAGUCUGCAGUGUCCACGUUGCAGUGCCGUCGUGGCAGCGAAUCCUGGCGUCUGUGGCAACUGCGGUGAAAACGUGUUCCAGUGUCACAAAUGCCGCGCCAUCAACUACGACGAGAAGGAUCCGUUCCUGUGUCAUUCGUGCGGCUUCUGCAAGUAUGCCAAGUUUGACUACAGCAUCUUCGGUCGAGCCUGCUGUGCCGUUGAUCCGAUCGAGUCGGCUGAAGAUCGCACCAAAACGGUACAGACGAUCCAUGCGUCGUUGGAGAAGGCUGAUCGUUCGUACAAAACGCUUCAGAACAAUAAGCAAAUAUUGGAACUUUUGGUCCAAAAGGUGGCCGAACAUAAACUGGAUCGUACGUUGGAUGAAACACUGAUCGGUUCAGUCGUUGGAUCGUCCCAGGUGAACAAGGUGAUCCAACUAUUGGCGCAGAAGUACUGCGUUGAAUCCAAGUCGACGUUCGAGGAGUUGAGCAAGAUCAUUCAAAAAGUGCAGGCUUGCAGAAGAGAACUAGUAGCGUAUGAUCGAAGCCAGAUGGAUUCGCCGGGUGGUGGUUCUUUAGCCGUUGGAUCGACGUCGGAUAGAGCCGUGGCUCUUAACAAGUGCUACGGUUGUGCAUUGGCUUCAACCGAACAAUGUUUGACCUUGCUGAGAGCAAUGGCUUCCAAUAUGCCAUGUCGUGUGGGGCUUUGCAAUCAGGGAUUGGUUCAAGAACUUGCUAUGAACAAUCUGCGUCGUGGAACCAACCAAAUCCAAGAUGAAGUUCGCCAGCUGCUUUGCCUGUUGACUCGUGAUCUACAGGACGCUACUGCCGACCUAUGCCAACUGUUGCAGGACCGUGUUAAGAUGGCCCUCAGUGGCACGGUUCCGUUGGCCAACUUAGAUUCGGCCGUGCGUCACGAGAUGGCCCUGUUGGAAGCAAUGACAGCCCAGGAUGAUUCGUGUUGGGAGUUGAAGCUGAAGACAGUGAUUGAACUGUUUUUGCAAGCGUCAAGAGACGUACGUGGUCCGGCAGUGGCCGUCAUCCAACCGUGUCUGCGCAUUGUGCAAUCGUUAAUGUGUCCACCAUUGCCGACGAGCAAGACGAACAAAGAUCUGACAACCCAGGAGCUCUGUACCGUACAGCCCAAUGAAGGGCUCACCGUAAGCUACGAGAAGUGGAUUUCCGGUGACCCGCAGCACUCGUUCGCCGCUUGGAAGGCCCGUAUGCCACCGAUAACGGGUACAGCUACACCUCGCGCCGAGGAUAGUACCAUUCAGUUGGCACAAACGGCUGGAUCGGCAUCCGGAGAGGGAGCAGUAACUACUCCAAUAAGCAGUUUCCGUUCGGCUCUGGAGCAGAAACGUAGCCGUUACAGGAAUGCCUAUCUGUUCGACAAGUACGGCAAACGUUGGCGUCAGAAGGUUCUCAACAAGGGUGUUAAUGCAGUUCCGCUGGAACUAACUGCUGCGUGGUUGCAACCGGUUCUGUUCAACACCAAUUCUCGCCUAGGUCGACAGUUGGCUUGCGCAUUGGUUACUUCCUUGAGUAGAACACCGGAGCGAAAGCGGGAGAUUCUUGAUUUGCUGACUGGUUUCCUGAAAAAUAUCGGCGAAUGUGGUGAAGCCAGUGCUGAGUUCAUUGCUCUCUAUCGCAUUCUAGCAGAUGAAACCCCGUGGCGUCAGUAUCUUGCGUUGAAGGGAGUGCUAUCGUUGAUUGCGGAUCUUUUGACGGUGGAGAUCGAGAAGAUUCAUCGUCUGGAGGAGACGACACUUUCAUCGGAUCUGGCGCAGGGUUAUGCUUUGAGGCAACUGGUAGAAAUGAUGGCGAUGUUCUUGGACAAUCCACCCAUCAGAAAAGCCUUCAAGGGCAAGCUGCUGGGAUCGGUCUUGCAAGGCUAUUUGAACUUAAGGAAGCUGGUGGUGCAGAGGACUCGUUUGAUUGAUGAUGCUCAGGAGAAGCUGCUGGAGAUGCUGGAAGAGAUGACUACUGGAACGGAGGAGGAAACUGCGGCGUUCAUGGCGGUUUGUAUUGAUACUGUUCGAAAGACACCAACUUCGGAUGUAAAAACGCCGGUGUUUAUGUUCGAACGUCUGUGCUCUAUCAUCCAUCCCGAGGAGAACGAUGUUGGGGAAUUCUUCUUGACUCUAGAGAAGGAUCCCCAGCAGGAGGACUUCUUGCAAGGAAGAAUGUUGGGUAAUCCGUACCCUUCGAACGAAGCCGGACUGGGUCCGUUGAUGAGAGAUGUCAAAAAUAAGAUUUGCAUUGACUGUGAGCUGGUGGCGCUGCUCGAUGACGAUAACGGAAUGGAACUGUUGGUACACAACAAGAUCAUCAGUUUGGAUUUGCCGGUAAAGGAGGUCUACAAGAAAGUUUGGCUGCAGGAAGGUGGAGAACGUGACGCGAUGAGAAUUGUCUAUCGCAUGCGUGGUCUACUGGGAGAUGCCACGGAGGAAUUUAUCGAGACGCUGAACGCCAAGAGUCAGGAGGAAGUGGAUAACGAGCAGCUCUAUCGCAUGGCCAACGUUCUAUCGGACUGUGAUGGUUUGAAGGUGAUGCUUGAUCGUAUCGGCAGUCUCCAGAAUGUUUCAAGAUCGAGAACUCUUUUGCAAGUUUUGUUGAAGCUCUUCCUUCUCAGUGUGAAAGUUCGUCGCUGCCAGGAAGUUCUAUGUCAACCGGAACUUGGAGCAAUCAACACACUUCUCAAAGUGCUUCAGCUGUGUCUUCAGAGUGAAAAUGACGCUCAACAAUCGGCAGUAACGGAACAGCUGCUCGAAAUUAUGGAAACAAUCCUCUCCAAGGCCGCUUCGGAUACUCUCGAUUCGUUCCUACAAUUUUCGCUAACCUUCGGAGGACCGGAAUACGUUCAAGCUCUGCUGUCCUGUACCAACUGCGCAAACGUUCGCAACAACCCGUCGGUUCUGCGCCAUCUCAUUCGAGUUCUGGCUGCUCUCGUUUAUGGCAACGACAUCAAGAUGGCUUUGUUGUGCGAACAUUUCAAGGAAGUUUUCGAUUUUAACAAGUUUGAUGCCGAUCGUUCCCCGGAAGACGAGUUCAAGAUGGAGUUGUUCUGCGUUCUGACCACUGGAAUCGAGCAUAAUUCAAUCGGUGGUAUUCUGAAGGAUUACAUCAUGAGUCUAGGCAUUGUAGAUAAGGCUCUGGAGUAUAUUAGAAGUCACGCUCCCUGUGUCAAGCCAACCUUGCUGAGGACGGACUCCGAUGAACUGAAGGAGUUCAUUUCCCGUGCUUCAUUGAAAUAUAUCCUGCGGUUCCUGACUGGUUUGGCUACGAAACAUGAAGCAACCCAGUUGGCAGUUGCCAAGGACAUAAUCCCAAUCAUUCACCGUUUGGAGCAAGUUUCGAGUGACGAGCAUGUAGGAUCUCUGGCUGAGAAUCUUCUGGAGGCCCUAUGUACGGAACUAGCAACGGCUAAACGUGUUCAGGAAGUUCGCGAUUUCACUCGAGCCGAGAAGAAACGCCUAGCGAUGGCUACCCGGGAGAAACAACUGGAUGCUCUGGGUAUGCGGACCAAUGACAAGGGACAAGUUACAGCCAAGGGUGCAAUUCUAUCGCAGAUUGAGAAGCUCCGCGAAGAAACUGGUUUGGCUUGUUUCAUCUGCCGUGAAGGCUACGCUUGUCAACCGAAUAAAGUACUUGGUAUCUACACUUUCACUAAGCGUGCAAACGUCGAGGAGUUUGAAAUGAAGCAGAAGAAGACCGUCGGAUAUACCACGGUAACUCAUUUCAACAUCGUUCACGUCGAUUGCCACAUGUCGGCCAUUAGACUGGCUCGAAGCCGUGAUGAAUGGGAAAGCGCAUCGUUGCAAAAUGCUAACACCCGAUGCAACGGACUGCUCCCACUGUGGGGCCCAGAUGUCAGCGAAUCGUCUUUCUCGUCCUGCAUGGCCCGCCACAACAAUUACAUGCAGGAAUCAACCCAACGCUGUGAAAUCACCUUCAGUAGCUCAAUCCAUGAUCUGAAACUGCUAUUGCUGCGCUUCGCUCAAGAAAAAAGCUUCCAUGAAGAUGCCGGAGGUGGUGGCCCGCAGUCCAACAUGCACCUAGUUUCCUAUUUGUUGUUCUACAGUCUGUACACGCUUCUUUCGUCGCGUUCUUAUUCACGCGAAGAAAUGAUCCUAUCCGCAUUCAUUAACAACAAGCCAUCAGACCGUUGGCUGGAAUGCGCCUAUGAGUCGGAAGGUCCGCUCUACCUGAUCGCCAUGUCGCUAGCAUUGCACACCCCGGGAAUAUGGAAUCGUAACAAGUUGGCACACCUGAAGCGGAUGAUUGCCAUUGGCCAUGCCCGUCACGUCAGUCCGAACAGCAUUUGCAAGUUUGUGGCCCCGAACGACAAGUCCCAGAAGGAUUACAACGUCUACAAACCGUAUCUGCUGAUGUGGGGUCUGGUGGAUUUGAUCUACAAGAACUUCUUCCGCACGGUGACGACGCCGAAGGACGAGGACUGGCCGAUUUCGUUGUUCGAUUACAUCCGUCGCAACGAUGAGGCAAUGCUGAAGAACGCAGACAGCACGUUGGAGACGUUCACCGAGGAGUACGCACCGUGCACUUCGUUUGCUGAGUUUUGUGAUGUGGCUGGUCUCUUGGGUGACAUCGAGAAUCCGGAUGGCUGGAUAGACGAACUGUUGCAGUCGCUGCCUUCACCGGGAUCGGCAUCUACGGCUUCGGGGACAGCUUCGACGGCUACUACUGGAAGCAGUACUGCUGGUGGUUCUUCUUCGAACGCUUGAGUUUGGCCGUGGAUUGUCUCCAACGACGACGAUGAUGAUGAUUGGUGAUGGUAGAACCUACCCGAUUGAAUUAACAACAACCAUACAAGUUUGAUUCUAUUAUCUUAAUCUAAUGUAUUUUGUGGCUAAAAGCAUAUUUCAAAAAUAAAUUUAAUAAUGCACUGAAUUAGUAGCGAAGCUUAAUCUACAUAAAAUAAUAAGCACACAUACUAGAAAGCAAAGCAGUACUGAAUAUCUAUAUUAUGACAGUGUGAUUAAUCAAUUUCAUGUUCUAUUUCAAUAAAUAUUCACAGCAAUUGAA
Messenger RNA from Ochlerotatus camptorhynchus, 16413 nucleotides. It is a transcript of the gene poe, whose product is annotated as E3 ubiquitin-protein ligase-like protein poe. NCBI's taxonomy places the organism in Eukaryota, Metazoa, Arthropoda, Insecta, Diptera, Culicidae. The record is from RefSeq and is a predicted model, not a curated record. Bases 18 to 16112 code for a protein of 5364 amino acids. Gene Ontology annotation, molecular function: protein binding; zinc ion binding. The transcript has 9 exons.